This is a messenger RNA of Nezara viridula (southern green stink bug), 3565 nucleotides long. The record is from the annotation of a GenBank genome assembly. NCBI's taxonomy places the organism in Eukaryota, Metazoa, Arthropoda, Insecta, Hemiptera, Pentatomidae.
GGCAAAGGCGGCAUCCUGCCCAUGGUCACUCGACCGCUCUGUAGCUGUCAAGUUAUGGGAAAGUCUCCGAGCCCACUAUUCACCAAUAUAAGGGAUCUCUGACUUGCCGAAGAGACUCAGACGACGCCAGAGCCGGAUUGGAGAUGAAAGGCCUACAGGAGUUGCGAGGACUGGGCCGGGUGGUAUACACCGGCAGUGCCGGAUGUAUCAUCAUCGUCCUCUCCAUCUACUUCGGCAUAGCCGGAUUCCCCUACCUUCUCCAGGAGCAGAUCAAAGCGAGAAUAGCCUUGAACAAUGGCAGUGAAGGUAUGAAAGCUUGGGAAACGCUUCCUUUACCAUUGGAAUUUAAAGUAUUCAUAUUUAAUGUAACUAACCCAGAUGAAGUUAGCAAAGGGAUGAAACCAGUUGUGCAAGAGCUUGGUCCAUAUGUUUAUGAUCAGUACAGAAGAAAAGUAGAUAUUGAGUUCACAGAAGAUGAUACAAUAUCGUAUAGAAUAGAAAAGAAAUUUUAUUUCAAUAAGAACAAAUCUGGUUGCCACAGAGAAUCCGAUGUUAUAGUUGUACCUAAUAUACCAUUAAUUGGAACAGCAUACAGUAUAGAAGAACGGUUUCCAAUGGGACUGGUUUUCAUAAAUACUUCAGCUCCUCUUUUAUUUCCUGGACUAAAAAAUAUCUUUGUUACAACAUCGGUCGGAGAUCUUCUUUUCAAUGGUGUUAGAAUAAAGUGUGAUUAUUUAAAAGGCCCUGCAAUGCCUGUAUGCCAAGGAAUCAAGAGAAAUCGACCUCCAUCGCUCAAAGAAAUUCCAUUAUCUCGAGACUUUGCAUUCAGUUAUUUCUCUGAUGCAAAUACAUCCCUAUCAGGAGUUUUCAAGGUCAAAAGAGGUAACAAAAAUGUUUAUGAUUUAGGGAGGAUUAUCAAAUACGAUAAUCACACAGAAUUAACUAUGUGGGAUAAGAAUACAACAUGCAGUGAACUAAAAGGAACUGAUUCAACUAUUCUCCCACCGAUUCCAAGCAAAGAUGAAGAUAUCUACAUAUUUUUACCUGAGGUUUGUUUGUCUUUAAAAGCUGUCAUGAAAAGAGAAACAAGUAUGUAUGGAAUUGAUGUUUAUCAAUAUUUUGCAUCAACUCACAAUUUCGAUUCUGGGAAUAAUAAUCCAAGCAAUUUAUGCCGAUGUAAGAAACAGGAAGAUGACCCUAAAGCUCCUCCUAAAUGCCUCCAUGAUGGAGCAAUAGACGCAUCUAAAUGCCAAGGUGCACCAGUGGUAUUUACUUAUCCACACAUGUUAUUUGCUCACCCUGAUUAUCAAAACUUUGUAGAAGGAUAUCAAAGAGAUUAUGACAAGCAUCAAACAGAAGUUUUUAUUGAACCGAGAACUGGUGUUCCUCUGGCAGCAUUCAAAAGAAUACAAAUGAAUAUAUUCUUGAAACGGCUGAAUGAUGUAGACGUUUUUGCUAACAUAAGUGAAGGAUUAUUUCCCUUACUUUGGUUAGAAGAGGCCCUAACAGAAGAACUAGUGCAGACAUAUUUGCCCGAUAUCAAAGAAAUGAUGAGUACUACGCACAUAAUUAUGAGCGUCACAGGUCUUUUGAUUGGAAUAGGACUAUUUUGUUUAUUGGUAGCUUUAAUUUUAUAUUUAAAACACAGAAAAAUUGCAUGCGUUAAGGAAAAUCAGGUAGUUUCUAACAUAUCCUUAAUAGGCCCUGGAAUGGCUACUAGAAAAGAUCCGGAUACAGUUGAUAAAAGAAUAUCCUAUGAUUUACCAAAUACAGUUGCCAGUGACAGGAUAACAGUUCAAAAAUUUUAAUAUUUACUUCAUUCAUUGGGAAAAUGUAAUAGAAAUAUAAGGCAAAUAUUCCAGUAAUAGACACUAUAAUAGUAAUAGGCAAUUUUUAACUCAUUAACUAAUAACAAGCUUUUUACAAAUAGUAAAAAUAUGAGUUUGUUUUUAGUUAGAACACUUAUGAGGGUGAUACCUGAACCUCAAGUGAUAUCAUUCCACAGUAGCCGAUUGACGUAGAUUUUUUAAUGAUGCAAGGCUAGGGUUUGUUUCAGGAAGGAUUUCUUAUUAUCUUUCUUUAGGUGAUAAUUUUAAAAUUUUCAUUCAUCUAUCUGUAAUUUACAAUUUCUUAGUUUAAAAUUGUGCAAUAUUUAUUUUUGUUUUUUUAGUUAGAAAAUCUAAUACCCAGAAACUUGGGUAUUACUAGCACAAUAAAAGCUGACGGAAUUUCAUGUUUUUCAUGAAUAAUUUACUUAAUUGACUAUAUAGAAAAAAAAAUCUAUAAAAGACUAAAUUUGCUUACCAUUAAACCCAUUUGCAACAAACUCCACCAUCAGAACUAAAGCUGUUUAUCAUUAACGUUAAAAAUUUCUCAUUAAGUGUCUAUUACUAGAACAUUUACUUUAAAUAAAUUAAAUAUGAACAAAAUAAAGAAAAUGUUGUUAUAUCUUAAAUUUAAUGUUAUUUAAAUAUUUUAAUACAGAACGAUCUGAAAUUAAAUUAAUAUUUUAUUAAAACAUUAAAAAAAUAUUUGAUGUAAUGGAAAAAGAGAUGUACAUAAUUUUAUUUUUAUAAUUAUAUGGAUCAGUUAUAAAAUAUUUUUGAAAACCCUUAAGUAAUUUAUAUUAACAUUCUGUAAAAUAUUAGGAUGACAAAUAAUUAAUAAAAUUGAUAAUCAUUAUCUUACACACCUUUUUGUGUAAAUUAAUCAUAUCACAAUUGUAACGAAUGGAUUAAUAUAUAAUGCUUUGUCUACUCAUAUUCAACUGCCUAAUUUAUUAAUGAAUGGUUUGUUUUUGAAUUAUGAAAUUUUAAUGAAAACAUUAAACUACCUAAUCAGUGUAUUUUAAAUUAAUAAUUCUAACAUGAGUAAUGCUCUUAUGAUUUUAUAAUUUAUACCAUAUGUAAACUAUCUUAUGAAACUUUCUACUCUUAUUUAUUCAAAUAUUCAGUAAGUUAAACAAAGAUUUGUUUUCUACCAAAGUGAAUAGAUAACUGUGAUAAUUUUAAGUUUUAUAAUAAUUAAUCUAGUAAUAAGUUAUUAAAAGUAAAAUAUAUAAAAGGGAUCUGAGAGCUAAAUGUAUUUUACAGCUUGUAUUUGUACUUUUAUGAAUAUUAGAUUUUAUGUACAUAGUAUUUUUAUGUUCACUAGAUUGUAUUUUUAUGAAAAAUAAUAAUAAUCACAAAUGAAAAGUUUCAUACAACUUAGAAGAACUGUAUAAAGUAAACAAGAAGUCAAUAUUUACAAUCAAGAAGAGACCAACACGUUUUAGAAUCAUAAACUUGAUGUUUGGCAUGCUAGAAGCACCAUUGACACUAGGUGAUACAUAUGUUUUCUCUAAAUAUAUUUUUUUAUUUAACAAAACUGGCGUCGUUAUUAUGUUAGUAAGAUAAUACUGGAGUAGGUAAAUAAUGAUAAUAGAUUUUAAUAUAAUCAUAUUUACCAAAUUGUAAAAAUUGUAUUUAAAAAAAACUUAUUAUCUUGUAAAUAAAUUAUUAUAAAUCAAUGAAUUACUUUAUACCUUGAAAAUGGAACCUUUAUACCAUGGAAAUAGUGACCAAAU